Molecule: messenger RNA, 1518 nt
Organism: Myxocyprinus asiaticus (Chinese sucker)
Lineage: Eukaryota; Metazoa; Chordata; Actinopteri; Cypriniformes; Catostomidae
Gene: get1
Product: guided entry of tail-anchored proteins factor 1
Exons: 5
Coding region: 253-843 (196 amino acids)
Biological process (GO): tail-anchored membrane protein insertion into ER membrane
Source: RefSeq, a predicted model, not a curated record
UCAAAGUUUGCUUUGAUAUACUUUAGACGCCACUUUCUGCUUAUUUGUUUUUCCCUUAAGCAUGUAAAUGAUUAAGUUGUCGCUGCAUGGUCAUAUCUAAUGUUUUACUGACCAUUUGAAUACACACGGCUCUUUACAAAGAAAGAAAAACACACUUUUGUCUUAUAAACAGUCCCUUUGACAUAAGAAUGCACGUUAAAUGCGUUAAGAGAAAAAUAAUUCCUUUAAUUCUAAGUAUAUAUUUGAUAUGUUAUGGUGAGGACACUGUUAAAAUCAACAUUUUGUAGUGUGUUCGUAUUACUGAAGGUGGAUCACACUGAUGAACAGAAAAUGGCGGCGGGAUUUAACUGGUUUCUGGUACUGAGCUCCGUGUUUCUGUGCAAUCUGGUCAAAUCAUUCUUGCCGGCUAUUUCUUCAUUCCUGUCAAAGAUUUUUCAGAAAGAUGCUGAUCAAGAGAUGGAGAUGCGGACAGAGAUCCAGAACAUGAGGAUGGAGCUGUCCACCAUCAGCAUGAUGGAUGAGUUCGCCAGAUAUGCUAGGCUGGAGCGCAAAAUCAACAAGAUGACUGAUCAACUUAAGACGCUAGUCAAAUCAAGAACUGCACAGCAAUCAAAAAUGAAAUGGACAGUGAAAAUUGUAUUUUACAUUCUUCAGGCGGCUCUCAUGAUCUCUAUCAUAUUGAAGUAUUAUGCUGAGCCGGUCACAGUGGUGCCCAGUAAAUGGAUUGCUCCACUGGAGAAACUAGUUGCCUUUCCAUCUGGAGUCGCAGGUGGUGUUGGGAUCACAUGCUGGCUAGUUGUCUGCAACAAGGUGGUCGCCAUUGGUCUACAUGCUGUCAGUUGAACUCAUUAUCAGUAUUAUAUCAUGAAUGUGCUGUAACUGUUUUCCUUUCCAAUGUUUUCCAAAUUACUUACUUAAAGCCACAGUCUGUGAUGUGUACUAUUCCUUUGACCAUCAUGAAUGGUCCUUUAACAUGCCGUUUGACAAUUGUGUUCAAGUGCUGGUAAUUACAGGUGUGUGCUAAAAUGCAUACAAACAACAAAAAUAUAAAAACUGACAUUUCAAAUGUGAUCAUGCUUGUCACCAGCCCUUGUUCUUAUGUCUCAUUCAAAUUUAAUUUAAAAUAUAUAAGUUUUCAAAAUUUAUAAAUAUUAGUCUGCCUGUCUCAAAAUGGUCAUCAUUAAAUUUAUGCGCAGGUUAAAAGUACACAUUUAGUUAGGAACUGCAGACAUGUAAACAUUCCCAGGCAAAUUGCAAAACACUGGUGUUAUAAUCCAAUUUGUAGUUUACUAUUUUUUAAUUUAUUUUUCUCUACUUAUUGUACCAUAAUUGUAACUUUGAUUUUUAAUGUCAAAGCAUUACACAUUUAUUGAUGAUUGUUUUAUGUGCAUGCAUACCAGUAUAAAUGUGCAAAAUGAAAAGGUGUCUACUGAGUUUGUUUACAAAACCGCUUUUUUGUAUGAUUCUUCAUUCAAGAAGUUAUAAUUGCAAUGUCCCUAAAUUUAAUCAGGUUGCAUA